Penicillium taxi is the source of this 1911-nucleotide messenger RNA. Its product is annotated as PX and BAR domain-containing protein. Bases 1 to 1911 code for a protein of 636 amino acids. Gene Ontology annotation, biological process: retrograde transport, endosome to Golgi. NCBI's taxonomy places the organism in Eukaryota, Fungi, Ascomycota, Eurotiomycetes, Eurotiales, Aspergillaceae. The record is from RefSeq and is a predicted model, not a curated record. Gene Ontology annotation, molecular function: phosphatidylinositol binding. The transcript is spliced from 5 exons.
AUGUGGAACGACGAGGAUAAUAAUCCCUACGGGGCCUUUGAGAAUCACGAACCUCAUAUUUCGGACUCACUUCACUCCGCUGCUCUUUCUCCUCCCUUGUACGAGCAUGAUGAUGAGCACGAUUCUACUCCGCCCUCUAGCCGUGGGUCAAAUAACGACCCUCCUGAUUAUAUCACUCACUCUGAUGAUCUGAGUGACCCCGAGGAGGCCGAGUAUGGUGUUGAAAGCCAGGAAUAUCCCCGAAAGAAUGUUUACGACAGUCGCAUCGAGCAGAUCUUAUAUGAGAACCCAGAUAUGCAGAUCUUAAUUACUGAUGCCGGCAAGAACCAUGAAGGAGGGGGAAGCUUUAUUGUCUACACUAUCAGAACUGGGGACCUUGAAGUUCGCCGACGUUAUUCGGAAUUCGCAUCGCUGCGACAGACACUCGUCAACCUGCACCCUACUUUAAUUGUGCCCCCGAUUCCAGAGAAGCACAGCAUGGCAGACUACGCGGCCAAACCAACCAAGGCCAAAGAAGAUACCGCUAUUAUCGACCUUCGGAAACGUAUGCUGGCCGUAUUUCUAAAUCGGUGUCGCCAGAUGAAUGAAAUUCGUGAGGAUGGAGUAUGGUGGCGAUUCCUCGACCCUAAUGUUAGCUGGAACGAGGUCCUACACUCACAUCCCGCAUCAUCCGUGCCGAAGAACAAUCUUAAAGCUCCACCUCUCGAUCCAGCAAACCCAACCCAAGCUCAUGGCUGGCUACCCAUUCCCUCCUCGUCAGCGAAGCUGAAGUCUGGCGGUGGUGCAGUCACCUCCCCUGGGACUGCAGCAUCGCCCACAUCGCCAGGAGAUAAUACAGAAGGGCCACCAACACUGUAUCAAGCGUCUGAUUCUCUUGGGCGCUUCCCACCAGAAUCGCGUAAACUGAGCGAACAAGAGUUAGAUCCAUACUUUCUAAACUUUGAGGCUUCCACUCGGGAACUGGAACUGCUUUUGCAAGGAAACAUUGAAAAGGUGAAUCGCAGAACUUUGGCGCACCUGUCUUCUCUAUCCGCAGACUUGAUGGAGCUUGGAGCUCGCUACAACGGCUUCUCGCUUUCUGAACAGUCGCCAUCGGUAGCUGCGGCGAUUGAGCGCAUCGGUCAAGCAGCCGAUACUUCUUACAUUGAGACCGAGGAACUUUCCAACUCUUUGAGCUCAAGCUUUGCCGAACCUAUGCGGGAAAGCGCCCAGUUCGCUAGCGUAGUCCGAGGGGUACUACGUUACAGAGUCCUGAAGAGAGUGCAAGAGGAAAUGACCCGUGACGAGAUGGCAAAGAAAAAUGUGCUGCUGGAAUCCCUCGAGAAAAGUGAGCUGGAGGCCCAGCGCAUUGAGCAGUAUCUCAAUCGCACGGGUUCUUCCUCCCGAGGUACUAAGCCGCAGCGUUCCCUGUCCACUUCAUCAGCAGUCAGCAGGGAAAGUGGAAGCAUUGGGGAUUCUUCUAUAGAUUCAGAGUUCCCGCCUACUCACGGCGAGUCAAUUAACUCUCCGUCACCCUCUCAGAAUAUGGCAUACAGGCGACCAGAACCCACAUCUCCAGCACACCGAAAGACGUCCAGUGGAACUUUCGUGGCGAAUAAGAUUUUCGGUCGCAUAAGCCAUGCCGUCCACGGCUUUGUUGACGUAGAUCCUGAACGAACACGUCGGGAUCAGAUCGGAAAGACUAAAGAAAGUCUGAUUCAGCUCGAACAAGCAUUGGGAGUAUCAGAGAAGGAUGUCAAGGAUGCCAGCGCGGGCGUGUUGCAGGAUCUCCGACGUUUCCAGAAGGACAAAGAAGCCGAUCUCCGGCGAUACAUGGUUGCCUAUGCUCGCUGUCACUUGGAUUGGGCGCGGAAGAACUUGGAGACUUGGACCGAGGCCAAAGACGAGGUAGAUAAGAUCGUUGCCCGUUAG